UUUGUCAGGUGAAUGAUUCUGUAUUAAAUACCCUAUGUACCAGUAAUGGUGUGAUGGAAAUGAAAUGUAUCAUUAUCUAGUGAACAAUUUCGCCUCCUCGAUAACUAUGUUUCACUGUUCCCUUUUUUUUAAAUAUUUCUUUUAUCAAACAUGUAUCUAAUUCUUCAGAUAAUCCUCAACUCAAUGCACAAAUACCAGCCUCGGUUACAUGUCGUUCAAGCGAACGAAUUCAACGCCUUAAAUGGACGAAGUGCUUAUCAAACAUUUGUAUUCCACGAAACGGAGUUCAUGGCCGUCACUGCUUAUCAGAAUCCACAGGUUGGUGUCUUGCAUACUUUAUUUGCCAAAUAUGGCAGAGUAAUCCUGUGACUAAAGUAUAAAGGCCGAUUUAGAACUUUUGCCUAAAACUGUCGCAUGGGACCUGCUUAAUUACAACUUGAGUUGUACUGUGUAAAUCAAGCACACGACGCAUCAACGACAACGUAACCAAGCUGUAUGUUGAUUUACACAAAGUACAACUCAAGUUGUAAGCAGGUUGCAUGCGACAGUUUUAGACAAAAGUUGUGUGUAGUCUAAAUCGGCUUUAAGGAACUGCUUGGUUAGCUCUUUGUUUCUAUACCGACCGCAUUUGUUUUGAUUUAAAAAUAUCCUGUGUGAUCUUGGGUGUAGCUGGCAAUGAUUAUGGUUCGAGCUAUUUGUUGAAAGAUGAAACGACCGUAGUACCUGAAAAUGUAAAAAAGCUAUUCCAAAGUCCUUGUGUAAUGGACAAAAGACAUUGUCUUCUGGAUUGCCUAUAUGAUCUGUCACUUCAUAUUAUCAUAUCAAUAACAAUCAAUCAAUUCUCUAUCUCAAUCUACUUCAUUGCUACUUGAAUCUGUUUGCUACCUUGCCAAAUAGAAAGUUGCAGAAAGGAUCAACCUUCUUAUUGAUCCAGUGUUACAACAGCAGGAAACCUAAACUAAACCAACUUUAUUUAUACUGGAUAGCUUUAUCAGUUCUCAACUGUUCUCCCUAGAGGUCCAGUAAGGAUCAUCUCUUAUUGAUCCAGUGUUACUACAGGAGGAAACCUAAACUAAACUAACUUUAUUUAUACUGGAUAGCUUUAUCAGUUCUAUACUGGAUAGCUUUAUCAGUUCUAAACUGUUCUCCCUAGAGGUCCAGUAAGGAUCAUCUCUUAUUGAUCCAGUGUUACUACAGGAGGAAACCUAAACUAAACUUAUUUAUACUGGAUAGCUUUGUCAGUUCUAAACUGUUCUUCCUAGAGAUCCAGUAAGGAUCAUCUCUUAUUGAUCCAGUGUUACUACAGGAGGAAACCUAAACUAAACCAACUUUAUUUAUACUGGAUAGCUUUAUCAGUUCUAAACUGUUCUCCCCAGAGGUAAAGUUAGGAACAUUCCUUCUUGGUCUAGUGUUACUACAGGUAGGAUCUGGAGAAAACCUGUGAUGUUUGUUAGAACAGAAAUCUCUCUUCAUGUGCAAUGGACCAUUUCCCAAUUAACCAAAAUUUUGAACUCAACAAGUCUAGAUUAAAAUUUCAUCACAGCUUGAAAGAGCAUCACAAAAUUAGUAAUAUUCCAAAGUUUCGUUGCAAAAUGUUGUAAAAUGCGGAUAAUAUAGCCUUGCGAAGUUGGCAAUUUUCAGUCAUUUUAGAUUACAAACGGGAAAUGGUUACCACUUGUGUGCGUAAUACAAAAUGACUGAAAAUUACGAGCUUCGCAAGGCUAUAUUAUCCGCAUUUUACAACAUUUUGCAAUGAAACUUUGGAGUACUACUAAUUUUGUGAUGCUCUUUCAAGCUGUGAUGAAAUUUUUGUUCAGGCUAGUUAAGAGCAAAAUUUUGGAAAAGUGGUAACCAUUUCCCGUUUGUAAUCUAAAAUGACUGAAAAUUGCAAAUUUCGCAAGGCUAUAUUAUUCGCAUUUUACAACAUUUCGCAACGAAACUUUGGAAUAUUACUAAUUUUGUGAUGCUCUUUCAUGCUAUGAUGGAAUUUUGUCUAGACUUGUUGAGAUCAAAAUUUUGGUUAAUUGGGGAAUGGUCCAUUGAACUGCGGUUACAGAGGUGUACGACGAAUGCACUAGCCCCUAUACCACCAACACUUCUUAACAAAACAACUGAGCAUUAAACUUCUCAUAGCUUAAACCUGUUCAGGGCAAGGACAAUCACGCAAGGUCGAGUGCUAAUCAUUCCAAUGUCAUGUCGCGGAUCUACGUGAGAAUUUCUGGAAUAGUUCUACAGAUUAUCUUGAAUUAAACCCAUUAUGUUGCAUACUAAACUUGAUCCAGAUUAGCGUUCAAAAAUCUCGGAAGUUGAGAAAAUGGGAACGGAACACAGCGUGUGGUUUAAAGAGGGGGUCACGAUGAGACCCUCGUUACCACCUUGGGCGCUCUUGGAAGAACAGUUUAGAACUGAUAGAACUAUCCAGUAUCAAUAAAGUUAGUUUAGUUUAGGUUUCCUCCUGUAGUAACACUGGAUCAAUAAGAGAUGACUCUUACUGGACCUCUAGGAAGAACAGUUUAGAACUGAUAGAGCUAUCCAGUAUAAAUAAAGUUAGUUUAGCUUAGGUUUCCUCCUGUAGUAACACUGGAUCAAUAAGAGAUGAUUAUUGCUGGACCUCUAGGAAGAACAGUUUAGAACUGAUAGAGCUAUCCAGGAUAUAUAGAGUUUGUGUAGUUUAGGUUUCCUCCUGUAGUAACACUGGAUCAAUAAGAGAUGAUUAUUGCUGGACCUCUAGGAAGAACAGUUUAGAACUGAUAGAGCUAUCCAGGAUAUAUAGAGUUUGUGUAGUUUAGGUUUCCUCCUGUAGUAAGACUGGAUCGAUAAGUAAUGAAACUUUUACUGAAACUGUACGCAAAGUAGUUUGGCUAUGCACAGCCAUCCGGAACGUUAACACGUUGGACGAAUGCCCAAGCACGAAGCGGUGUGUAACUACAAACUAUUCAUCUUUUAGAUUACACAACUCAAGAUUGAAAACAAUCCGUUUGCCAAAGGUUUUCGUGGGACGUGUAACUCUUUCAGUUCCACGACGUACGGAGCGACUAAACGCAAGUUGGAGGAAGACCCUGAAGAGACUGGGCCGGGUAGUAGAUUAUCACCUCACAACAUGAUGAAAUUGACCAAUUGUAGCAGCCCGUCCUCUGUAUGUGUGACGUCAUCACCACGUCACGUGAUUCAUCAUUACACCACAGGUAUGUACGGGACAAUGAUGUUUUUCAGUCACAAGACAGCAGAUGAUGGCCAAUGUCAGAAAAGUUGAACGGAGCAUGAGAAUUAAACUGCAUUUCUCAAUUCUAUUUAUUUGCCACCAAAUACAAGACACUACAUACCGUAAACCUCCGACUAUAAGCCCUGGGCUUAUAUAGUUUCGUAAGCGAUUUCUGAUGGGCUUAUACAAGGGGGGGGGGGUGGGGUUAUAUACGGGGGGCUUAUACAUGGACGAUCUUUUGUGUUAGUAAUAAACAAGUCUGCCCUAGCCCUGGCCACAGGGGGUGCUAUUUUUUAUGAUAAAGCAAAAAACGGACAAGAUGAGAUACAGUAAUUUGAGUAAUAACGUGAUGAUAAGUGAAUUGUGAACAACAAUUACAAUUCAAAUACAGUAGUUGAUGGGCGGGUGGCACACAUGACCGACACAACUCGGCAGUCGGCACCCCCCCCCCCCCUACCAGAUCACGCUGGAUCCAUCCCUGGUGAAACCCACCUCCUGUUAUUUCUAGCUAGAAGUAUAUUCGCCAAAUUUAGGUAUUUUAUAACAUCUUCAUUAUUUCCUUCCCAGCUUCAUCCGAAUCUCAAACACCGAGUGAAGAAAAUGGUACUUACGACUGUAUGCAGAAUAUCACGACUGUUGGUAAAACCACGUCGCCUAGCAACCCAGAAUGGCGUGACGACACAAAUUCAUCUCCCGGAAUAACCCCGGUAUGUCCAGUCCCCCUUCCGGCAGGAGAUUCACCGACAUACCGGAACCCCUUUAACAAGACGAACUGUCGAUUUUCAGUGAUGACGUCAUACUCGCCCUAUCAAGGUUUGUACGCUAGUUCCCAGGAACAGACCGCGAUACAACAUCCGUAUACGGUAGGGCACCAUUUUGGAGCACACUCGAGCGACCACCCACCUUCGUGCUAUCGUUACAUGCCUGGUGAACUUUACGCGGGUAAUUUCCUAAAGGGACAAGACUGUGUUUCAAAUGGGUAUGUCAGUUUGCCCAUCUCAAAUCAAAAUGGCGGCAGUUUAAAUAACAACGCGCAAGACUUUGGCUCAUAAUUUUAAACCAUCUAUGUAAUGUUAAAAAUUGACGGUGCCCGUUUCGGAGGCUACAAACGAGAGGCCCCCCAAUGGAAUGACAAGAUUUUUAUUAAGAAUGCAGACAAUUAGGACUUCGGGGUUCGAAGUGAUAUUUUAGACUAACAGAACGGGGAACGCCUAAGUACAGUAUUUCAAAUAAUUUUCCCGGAAUGGAACGCAUAUGGCCAAUGAACGAUCAAGGAACAAGUCUAGUAGCCAAUAGAAAAAAGAAGCCAAUAAUGAUUGAGACAACAAUAAUUUAACUAUGGCAGUAGUCCGAGGGAUGUAUUGUUUUGAAAAUCGUCCUACAAUUUGGUAGCAAUCUUCUGGAUAAUGUGGAUAUAAAUAUGUAUUUGGAAAGAGGAAAUCUGUCACCCAAUUGGAGGUUUCACACAUUACACGGCAUUAACAGUUUUUAAUCAACUCUUCAGAACUCAAUAUAUUAAAAUUUUCGACCGCGCUUUUUUGAGGACCUCAAGAAGAAUGAAUUUGUCUGUGCUAAAUUGAAUACAACUUUAAAUUAUGAUUAAAAUGUAUAGAAAUUAUGUAAAUAUGCAGAAUUCAUGAAUAAAUUAUAUCCAGGUGUUAGAUUUGGAUUAAAACGUGUUGAGGUUUCAAUAUUGUUUGCACGGGUUUGAUUACAGAUUUUGUUUCUGAAUACUCGUGGCUUGUUGUUUUCAUUCAUCAUGCUUGCGGCGACAUUUUGUAUUAGCCUCAACGCAUCUGCGGAUGGGACAAUGAACUCAUUUGCAAUCAUAUGCCCGAUUUCAGGACUUUCUCAAAAACGCCGGAGCCGAAAUUAACCGGCCAGAUUAAUAAUCAGAGACUUCUAAAUCUGUAUAUUUCAUUGUAUUUAUAACGUUUAACCAUUGGCAAGAAAAUAACAAGAACUAAAAACCAACAACAGGCAACAAAUACGGUAAUAUGAGGAGUAAUUUUUGUCUUUGCUAUCUCCUAACCCGUCAAAAUCUUUGACGUUUUAAGCGUCUUUUAAUAAUGAUACAACUGUUUUCAACAAGAACUCCGUGCAGCCAUUCGUAUACCGCAGUAAACAGGCUUAGUUGAUUAGCAACUGAUGAAGCAUAAAACCGAACAGAGAAGAUGAUUUAAAAAAUGUUGUCAAAACUUUCCCAUAUUUUAGUAAAAUAAUUCUUUAAUCCGACUUAAAAUGUUUUUGAAAACCCUUUGUUUACACUACAAAACUAACGUUCACGGUAAUGUGUCCAACCCUGGUUUGCGUAAAUCUGGGAUAGGCUUUAAAAAACGCUUCAGAUUGAUAGGGAUCUACUAACUCUUGACGAAGGACCUUCGCUCGAAACGUUGAGUUUCUGCUUAUUUUUUAAGGUAGUAAUAUAACCACUCAGCACAGCAACUGCCUGAAGAACUUCGGCGUUUCGAGCGAAUGUUAGACGCACUUAUACUUUAAAAAUUGUCUUGGUUUUAGUCACCCAUAUAGGCUAUAGCUUAUACUUUUAUAAAGGAAACAAUUUGAUAUAUACUACGAAAUUUACACAACCUAACUUAGCCUUAGAGCUACAGUAUGAAUCGUGAAAAUGCGCAACAAAUAUUCCUAACCUGCGCUCGCGCGCAAAUUGGCACUUGUUAAUAGUAGGGAACAACUUUCGCGCGUCAGCGUUCGCGCUAAAAAACAUGUCGCCUUGUCAUGAAGUUCGUGUUUCCUAAAGUUACGAAGCGUAACGUGGUGUUAACUUGUCAGACUUAGUCUGCUAAAUGCAGUAGGCGAAAUUUUUAACAGCCUUAAACUGUGUCGAUUUUGACAGAAUAUUGCGCGUAUUCUUCACAGGAUUAACGCUACAGCCCAUUAAAACAUUUAAAGCAAGAGCUCGCAUCCUUUCCGCGAUGAAAAUCGUCGGCUGUUUUAACACAUAUCCGUUUCAACUUGAUAUCUAAAUGCACACCGCUCCAUGAAGAGUUGUAAAAGAGAUAGGCGAUAAGAGCAUUUAUUUUUGGUCAAGAUUUGGCUUGGUCUCAGGAAAUAUUUUGCACAUAUAUAGUGUUAAGAUGUUGUCGAACCUUGUGGCUACUGUAGGGCCAGGUUCUUGAUCUGUGAAAUGCGUUUUCCAAACACCUUAAGUUUUUAACCAGUUUCCUUCUUGGGAACAUUGAUCUUGGGAACAUUGAUCAUAUUGGGUUGAUCGGUUUUGACUUUGUUUAAAAUUUUUAUCCUCUGACAUUUUUGGACCAACAGUAUUGGAUGAUGCUCAUUUAAACGGGGCUAAAUAUUUAACUUAAAAUGUAUAAUAUGACACUUAUAUAAUACAAGUCUUGUUCGAACAUUUGUCAAUGAGACGCAUUUAAAUAAAACCGAAGAAUAUGUACUAUUGAAAUUUAUAUCUCAAGUGAGAUCCGUGUAUUUAAAUAAUAUUGAAGCUAUUGCAUGAAGAAGCAUGAAGUAUAUAUAAUUUCCCGUAGUUUAGGAACCACCUUGUUCCUUUACAUAUCUCGUUUUAUUUAUCCAACAACUUUCAUGGCAUGUACUACCUCGGGACAAAAACAAAAGCGACUUAAGGGGAGUCAAUACUUCAAUUCAUCCAGUGGGCAAUGAAUCUCCCACCAGUACAAUAAAAAACCAUUUUAAUUUUCUGCCACAAACAGCAUAACAGUAACAUGCACGUUUUACAAUUCAACCGACAACUAAGGCUUAGAUUCUCUUGCUCAAAUACAUAUAUUUAACAAGUUUUUUACCCUCGUGUAGUGUUAUAUAUUUCACCGUCCUGAACACCUUGUACUUUGGCAUAACAAGCUUGCAUCUUGUUUUCAUUGUCGCUGGCAAACAAUUAAAUGUCCUUUGAUUACCAUUGUCAUGUUUCGCACGUUUUGCCCCCGUAAUUGCUACUCUUUUCAACAGCAAGGGUAAUUAUAAAACCGUUAAUAGCUAUUCCGUCUUUUCAAUUACAAAUGCAAAGCUUUUUUGUGAUUAGGGUUUUGUGAUGUGUAUUUCAGUAUUUGCUUGAUUCAGAAGGCAAAAAUUAUCCAAUGACAGUGCUGCUAAAUUAAAACCAAACUAAUCUCAUUCUUUUAUCCCUUUACGAUGUAUGCAAAAUCUCGAUCAAAAACUGCUUAAAUAAUUUAUACGUUUUAAAAAGUCAAAAAUUACACUGACAUAAACUAUAGGCUUAACUUGACAAAAUGCUAUUCUAUUCGAAAUUUUAUUUAUCAUUCCAAACCCACUAUGAUACAAAAAUAUCAUAUGACAUGCUGCUACAAUUUUCAUUUCCUUUUUAUUCAAAACGCCUGUCACUUGAAAUUUCAAUAGCUACUCAAGAAACCUUGCCUUGUUAAAAUAUUUGAAGGCAUUAAUAAUCAAACAAUGCUUUGUCAAAACCUGCCUAAAUUGGGGACAUCCUUCUUAAAGGAGUUAUGACUCAAACUUCGGCGUUUUACACACAAACAGUUUCCUGGCGUUAAAUUUAACAAACCAAGCUGCAUUUUGAGCGCGUCGACGCGCAAUUUUGGGUUUCACAAAGGCGCAAAUGUAGAUUUCAAUUUUGGGUUUCGGAGUAUUAAACGGUUCCUCAAACAAUGCGAAAACGCACCCGGCCGCGGUUUUAAUAUUCAUGAUUACGUAUUAAAAGACGCACGGGUGUUUGUUAUAGCACUGCUGGUGACAGGCGUGUCGCGCGCUUUCAUUGGCUCACUCUUGACAAAUGACAAACUUGUGCCCGUCAAGGUGUUAGGUCUAUUCAAUUUCUGACUGCGCCUCAUCCUGGUAAUUAAAGCGAAGUGUGAUUGGCCGAGCGCGCAGCUGUUAACCAAUUAAACGGCACCGACAGCUUGUUAACCUGGACGUUUUAAUGGGAAUAUGUUUACAUAACAAAGUCCCUUCUCGCACUUCAUUUGAGAAUCGAAUCCAGGAGAGACUUGUCUAAGAUAGCGCAAAGACUAUCUUUGUCUUGGGAGAGAACGCAAGAUUUCCGAACGCUGUUUAUACAAAAGAUCAAUAAUUUGCGUCCCGUAAAGAAGACGCUCUUUUGAAGACGAAAGUCAACUAUCAAAUUUGGGAGAGUGCAAACUGCGAUCAAGAGAAAUUAUAAGACGUGGCUUAUAAACACAAAGUAUAAGUCUCGCUAGAGAGACACGCACAGGAUAAAUUUAAGUACAGACAUAUAUAGAAAUUGUCUAUUCCCGUGUUGAAAAAAAAACGCUGUAGUGAAUCUGAGAAGACGUCGGUUCUACAAAAUCAACCAUCCGUGAACCGAGAUUAUCAUAUCAAGUUAUCAACUAUCCUAUCCGUACUGAGAUUAUUCACAUCUAGCAAAGAGCGCACGAUAAAGGAAUCUACAGAAAUCUACAAAAGGAAUCUACAGAAAUCAAGAGAAUAAACAAUUUGAGAAGACGUUAUUACAAACUACGAUCCGUAUCGGAGAUUAUCAUAUUUCAAUUGUCUGUCUAUCCAUAAUACGACGUUAUUCGUCGUAUCCAGAAAAUAGCGCAAGGAGAAGAAGACUAAAAGAAUAUUUAUUCUAGCCAUGGCCUACCACCCUUAUUACCCGACAGCGCGAACGGAAUUCUCAGUUCCAACCAUCAUUCAACCUCUGAUUCCACCCGUAAACGUGAACACAGCUAACCAACAAACAAUGGCAUCAAAUUCCUUCAACUACCAUCAUUUAUCAUCGACCGCAACCAAACCAAAAUCGUUCAAUCCAACUUUUCCCGCGCCUUCUUUCCAUGCUCCUGCAUCGAUGAUGGGCUCUGGUGGCUUUGACCCGGAGCCUGACAGACCACGCAGCCCGCCCGCUACCGUGAAACUUGAAAACGAAGAUCUCUGGCAAGCCUUUCACACACACGGCACGGAGAUGGUCAUCACCAAAGCAGGAAGGUAAGCUAGAACUCUUUCGUACAUUAUACAUGACUUUUAUUUGGUUAGUAUAUAUGCAGUCAAUAUACCAAAUAUGUAAGCAGUGUCAAUAAUAAUACUCCGGUUUAUACCUCCAGUGAUAACAGUGGAUCAAUACGAGAUGGCCCUUGGCUUUAGUAACAUGGGGAGAAUAUUUUAAAAGUGAUAAAGCUAUUCUGUAUGAACUAGGGGGUAAGCUAGAGUAGAGGGCUUUUAUCAUCGUCUCUACCUCACACCCUGCACCAAUCGUCAGAGCUUUAAAUUAUCUACUUCAAAUCUGAUAAGAAAUUUUCUCUGUCUAGGCGAAUGUUUCCCGCAGUAAAAGUGAGAAUUUCAGGUCUCAAUCCGAGGACAAAGUACAUCGUUUUGCUGGAAAUCGUCGCCGUGGACGAGUGUCGCUAUAAAUUUCAUAAUUGUCGCUGGUCGAUAGCCGGAAAGGGAGAUCCCGAAAUGCCUAAACGUAUGUAUGUCCAUCCAGACUCGCCAAGCACUGGAGCUCAGUGGAUGCAGAAGGUUAUUUCAUUUCAUAAAAUGAAACUCACUAAUAAUGUCAACGAUAAAGAUGGAUUUGUAAGUUGAUAUUUUCAAUAUGAUCAUAGUCUAAUCCUAGGGGGUUAAUCGCCAAAUCAAUUCAAUAAACUCGCCCCACUAUGUGUCUGAAUUGCUAGAAAGGAAUAUUUUUCGGGUAGUUCAGACACAAACCACGGUAGCUUAUUGUAUAUAUUCUUAAUAAAACCUGUAUCUGAGAUAUCUUUUUCAGGUAAUUCUGACAGCUUAUUGUAGAUUACCUAUAUACAGGCUACACGGAACUCCACGUUUCCCGUAUAUAUUUAAUUAAGUUUUCAAUGACCCAAAAUUUGAGUCACUAAAACCUGAGUCGCUCAGUUUGGUGGGUAUUUUCGGUCGAACGAGGACGAAAGUUGAUAAGAGUUGCAACUGCGGCAGUUGGACCGCCAAAGGCGCCAACUCUCAUGCACUUUUUGAACUGGUUCAAAUUUGAUGAGAGUUGAUGAGAGUUUCCGCAACGCGCGUGGAAAUAUGCAGUCAACUCUCAUGCAACUCUCGUUCUCGUUUGACACGAGACUUGAGAAAACUUUCAUGCAAACUCUCGCUUCUCAACUCCUCAUCCAACCACGGCUUCAGACUCCACAGGACUUCUAAAUGCUGAGUCAGACUUUCGACGCCCCAGGCGGGAGCGUAGGCGCCCAAGGUGUUACCCUGGUAUUAACAUAUUUUCUUGAAAGACAACAAAAUAUGUCCUUUAUCUUUAGACGAUUCUCAACUCCAUGCAUAAAUACAAGCCUCGCGUUCAUUUGGUGAAAUGUGAAGAUAUAUACAGAUUGCCUUGGAGUUCUUUCCAGACAUUCGAGUUUCCCGAUACUCUGUUUUUGGCCGUCACUGCUUAUCAAAAUGAGAAGGUAGGCUGUCCCAGAAACUUAACUAAACUACGGUAAUUAUAUUGAUACUGAGGAUAGCUCUAUCAGUUCUGAACUGUUCUCCCUAGAGGUCCAGUAAGGGUCAUCUCUUAUUGAUCCAGUGUUACUAAAUGAGGAAACUUAAACUAAACUAACUUUGUUUAUACUGGAUAGUUCUAUCAGUUCUAAACUGUUCUCCCUAGAGGUCCAGUAAGGGUCAUCCCUUAUUGAUCUAGUGUUACUACAGAAGGAAACAAGAGCGCCCGGAGAAAACCUACUGCGGUGUUUUGUAAAAUCUGAAAGCACUCUUAUGCUGCGAUUGAAGUAAAAUUAUAACUAUUAAAGAGAAAUGCUUUGAAAACGUGUUAGUAAACCUACUAAUUCAACUUUGAUAUUCUGGGCAAUGUUUUUUUUAAAAGAAGAACCACGUGAAAUGGGUAUAUUUGGCAUAAUUCUUCAUGGGGGAGAAACUGUUUUCUCUCAGCUGUGAAAACAGGCGCCAGGCUAUAGUUUCAAAGUGUGAACAGAAACUAGACCGCCAGCUGUACUGUUAUCUGAUGUAUCAUUUCAACACGAGAGACGUGUUUAUUGCCUUGUUUGUUUGUUUGUUUGUUUGGCCAGGAAGGAGAUGGACGUUCGAUGUUUAUUUAGUCAGAAUGCGUUGAAUGUCAGCCAAGAACUAAUUUAGACUCGAUACAUUAUUAGCACUUUUAACACCAUCUUCAUCUGAUUAAGAAGAUUUACAUAGCUACUAUAGCUUUCAUUUUUAUUUACCAACCGAAUACAAGACUACUAGAUCAUUCCACAUAUAAUGGAACUAUUAUUGAAAAGAGUAAACAUUAUUAUUACCAUUUGGGUUCAACCUUGACAGUUAUAUUUUUCACUCUGCUGCACAAUGUUGCUUGCACAAUUGGAGCGACAAAAUAUUUGGAGCUCAUACAAAAGUUCGGCAGAGCCUGACGCAUUAUGCGACGUUUGAGCGACAUUGAUUUAUAAACCGCUCUACUAGCUCAUGUACCAAAACCUAACUCAACUUUUUUUUUAAAUUUGUUAGUAUUGGAAUGGCCGUCUUGUAAUUUAGAAUUUUAUUUAGGAUUCUUUCGCGAAUGCACAUCAACCUUGUCAAUAACAUUACAUUUUAUACGCCGUUUGAAUCACUGCCGUUCUUGUGUUACUCCAAUGUCGCAUCUAAUACAAUUAAUUUCGACACGUGAAAAGUACGCCGUCUGAAGCAGUCUAAAAUCACAACAUUGAAUGUUUCCUGUAGUUCUGUAGAAUCUCUUACGACUCGAAAAUGGACGGGAAAUUAGAAAUAAACUCCUUUUCCUGGCCAAAAUUUAAGUGCAAUUACAUUUUAUUAUGAAACGGGAAACGGAAUCGUAAUAGGUGAUGUCUAUUUUCGAUUCGAAGUCGACAAAAUUGCAUGUCUUUCAGUCUUAUAUGAACUGGCGAACCCGCCCAUAGAAAGGGUUCAAAAGGACGGUUCUAUCAGUUAUAAACUGUUCUUCCUAGAAGUCCAGUAAAGUCCAGCCCAUUUCCACUCAAGAAAAUUUUCUACUGACAGAAAAUUUCCGAAAAUAUCAUAAUUUUUUUCCGACGUAAAAUUUGUGUCUGCCAAUCACACUGCGGGAAAUUUUCCUGAGUUGGAAUGGGCCUUUAUUGGAGGAGUACUCAGAAAAAACCUGUGGUGUUUCGUGGUAGAGUCAACUGGAAGCACUCUUCUCCCAUGUGACCGAGGUGGAAUUAUAAUGAGACAACUGCAUAUUGCAGGAAUGAAACCUCAGUCACAGAGACUAAUCCUGCUCAGGCGUUAAUGUAAAAACAGUUCCCCACUGUGACAGUUCAAAGGUUACUAUUAACGCUGCAAUGUGGCGACACCAGAAAGCAACACUUCACAAACAUGUAAACUUGACUCAAAAGCGCUAAACUGGCCACGUUUCUUGUGGGAAAAAUAUCACCAAACAUUGUGUCAGAUUUUUCGCCCAAUUUCUCGCCUUUUAUCAUGCGAUUAUAGCUUUUCAAACAUAAGGAGUGAUGAUAUCACUUCACGUGGGUGUCGGCCCCUAGUCACAUGCGCCUUCUGUUUGACUGGUCCUCUCCAUAAGAUGAACAGUUCAGAACUGUAAGAACUAUGGAGUAUGAACAAAGUUUAAAGGAGGAUGAAAGAUCGUUUACUGGAAUAAUACUAUUUAAUUCCACUUUGAAAUGUCAUUUUGAAUGUUUAUCAAAGUCGUGAUACAGACGUUUUUUUACAAAACUGUAUUUUGAUGUCUUUCCCGUUUAGAUUACCAAACUAAAAAUCGACAACAAUCCUUUCGCAAAAGGUUUUCGUGAAAAUGGCGCUGGUCAGAAGCGAAGAACCCAAGACAAAAGGUACCUUGCAUUUUCAUCAAUACAUCUUCACUGUUUAGACGUUUUCCUCACGACUUUCGUAAGUUAUACAUUAUGAUUCGUGUGAUUUCGUGUAGGAAAGCCAAAACUCUGGACACACAAGAGAAAAGUUUAACUACUAAAGAAGUGAAAUGCGAAAAUAAAGUUCCUGCAGACUGUACCAGACUUUCCAUGGACCAAACUCACUCGGGUAAAAAUUGCAAACUUAUCAUUGCGUUGUGUGACUGACAGAUAGCAUCGAUUCUAAACUGUUCUUCUAGAGGUUCAGAAAGGUUCAUCUUGUAUUGAUCCAGCGUAACUACAGGAGGAAAUCUAAACUAAAGUUAAGUUUAGUUUAGGUUUCCUCCUGUAGUAACACUGGAUGAAUAAGAGAUGAUGCUUACUGCACAUCCAGGAAGAACAGUUUAGAACUGAUAGAGCUAUCCAGUAUAAAUAAAGUUAGUUUAGUUUAGGUUUCCUUCUGUAGUAACACUGGAUCAAUAAGGGAUGCGACGAAGACAAAGCAACAAUGUAUCGAAUAAAUUCAGUUAACUCGCGUGCCAGUUGUAAUUUUUGAACGUUUAGUAUGAAACUCCAGGGAAACAGUCUAGAAAUAGCAAACAAUGAACACAAUUACAAACGUGGCAUUUUGUUUGCUGUAAUUAAUCGAGUAAUUAAUGUUCUCAUUCUUUCAAUCUUGAGAAUCCUGGAUUGUCUUUGUAAUUGUUGUUAAUCAUAAUAGACAAAGAAAAACAGGCGAUCCAGAACAAUAAUGGAUGAAUAUUUCUGUCUUUAAUGUGUUUGUAAUGGUGUGACCCAGUGUGACACGUGUAAACAGCUCUGUCUGGCCUAGAUACCAGAUUGUAUAAUAUUGGAUCAGUAAGAGAUGAUCCUUACUGGACCUCCAGGGAGGACAGUUUAGAACUGAUAGAGCUGUCCAGUAUAAAUAAAGUUAGUUUAUUUUUUCUGGAUAGCUCUUUACGUUCUAAACUGUUCUCCCUAGAGGUCCAGUAAGGUUCAUCUCUUAUUGAUCCAGUGUUACUACAGGAGGAAACCUAGACUAAACUAACUUUAUUUAUACUGGACAACUCUUUCGGUUUUAAACUGUUUUCCGUAGAGGUCCAGUAAGGUUCGUUGAUCCAAUGUCACUGCAGAAGGAAACCUAUUAUAUUAAACCAAAUUUUAUUUAUGCUGGGUAGCUCUAUCAGUUCUAAACUAUAGUAUGAACUGUUCUCCGUCCAUAGAGCCAGUAAGUGCCACCAUUAUCGCUGGGAGUUCUCUUACAUACAAAAUUAUAAUCGGCCAUUAUUCUUUUUAGGAGAAAACGUGAGUGUUCCACAAGCUUCCCAAGAACAAGCAAUUCCAGCAACCGCUGGCGAGACGACUGCAGGCCUACCUACCGAGAGCUGGGCACACCCACGUAGUUACCACAGCAACAAUCACGCGUACAGAUCAGACAUUCGUUAUUCACCGUAUCCGACACAAGCGCCGAGAAACUCAUUUAUGACCAACCCAGCUUCGUUCCCACAUCGGCCAACGCCGGUAAUGUUCGGUCAAUCAUUCGCUCACCCGAUGUACGGUACGUACACUGUACCCCCGGCAUAUGUUCCCUCCUGCGAUGUUUUUAGCCCGGAGACAAAUAUGGAAAAUAAUGCCGGGGAUAUGUUUAAUAUCCCUAUUGGCAAUAAGUACUGA
Messenger RNA from Paramuricea clavata, 14613 nucleotides. NCBI's taxonomy places the organism in Eukaryota, Metazoa, Cnidaria, Anthozoa, Malacalcyonacea, Plexauridae. The record is from the annotation of a GenBank genome assembly.